This is a messenger RNA of Cryptococcus amylolentus CBS 6039, 1428 nucleotides long. RefSeq lists its product as hypothetical. The record is from RefSeq and is a predicted model, not a curated record. The transcript is spliced from 4 exons. Lineage: Eukaryota; Fungi; Basidiomycota; Tremellomycetes; Tremellales; Cryptococcaceae. The coding region runs from base 1 to 1428 and encodes 475 amino acids.
AUGUCCCAGCCCGAGACCCCCAAAGACAAGCCCAUCGACCCAGCCCCUCCCAUUGGAGGUGUGGCCCCACAGACAAAGGAAGAGUUGCAGGCAGGAGAUGAUAUGCCAGGAGCAGAGCAUGGACAAAAGACAAAAGACGCGGUGCAGCAGGGACAUGUUGUGCCAGAAGGAGAGUACAGAGAGAAGGUCGACGGGCUGGUGGACAACAAUCCGACCGAUUUGGAAAAGUCCGUCUCCGUAAACAGCACCACGCGUCCCCACAAACGACAAGACACCCCAUGGCCCGAGCCCGAGCCACCCCACCCCAAGGUGCUGGCUCUGAUCACCCAAUUGACGAGCAUCCAACAACAGUUGGCCGACAAAGUCAACGAGCUGAGCAUCCCUGCUCCUGCUUCCACUCCCCCACCGGCCCCUGCCCCAGAGCGUCCUUCCAUUUUCAAACGCCCCAACAAACUUGUCUGCCCAACUCUGUCUAGGUUCACCACUGACCCCUUCGUCAUUACGCGCCACCUCUAUGCCUUGGAGGCCUACCUCCAAAGCGCCCGUCCUAUGAUGGAGGCCGUUGGCCAGUGGUUCACGUGGAGUCAUGAGGUGGGCAGGCACGCUGUUACCUUCCCUGGUUGGAGCAAGCGGUUCAAAGAGAAGGUCCUCGCCCCUGACUGGGUCCGCCAGGCGAAGAACGCCCUCAAGUUCAUGCGCAUGGAGGGCACGACCUCCCAGCAUUUCAACAACUCUACCGACCCCCUUGCCGAUAGUGAUGUCAAGUGUCUCCUCAUGGAGGGCUUGUGCUCUCACAUGCUUGUCCUUGACGUCGUGGAGGCCUUGGAGCAGAAAGACUUGUCCUCCCGCACCAUCCCUGCCACCAACCUCAUUGACCUCAUGUCCAAGCGAGUGACUGUUUGCUCUGCCCGUCUUGCGGCUGUUCAUGCGUCUCGACCGCCCCCCCACCUGGCACCUGCCCAAGCCCCCCGCCCAGCCCAAGCUCGGUCGGCCCCGACGCCGAUCAAGGCGAUCUCUACGGUUUCAGCCCCCGCCCCUGCCACCGCGGCAGAAGCUCAAAGUUGGCUUGACAACACUAUCCGCCUUCCGUCUGGUCCGGACGCGCAACGAGCGCGUGAAUUCCUCAGACAGCGAGGUCUCUGUUUCCGCUGCCGUCAACAUGGACACAUGUCCCAGAGCUACCCCACCUUUCAGCCCCAAGUCUUCGCGGCCCUGUCUCCCGUGACCCCUCAAGCCCCAGCCCAGUCGCUCGCUAGUGCCCCCACUGGCUCUUUGUCCGAGUCAGUACCCCUCCUCCAUGUCCAAGCUUGUCUCAGUGCUGAUGGUCCAUCAUACCAGCUACUAGUUGACUCGGGUGCGGCCGUCAAUGUUGUUGACAAGGGGCUAGUAAAGGCGCUGGGUUUGGAGACGGAAGGGAUGUUGCCAUAG